AGCAAAAUAAUCUUUUACAUGGCAAUGAGUAGAGCACUCUCCCCUUCUUAUCUUUGUAUGCACAUAAGCAGCAGUUGCCCAAAUGGAAGCAGCAAAUUUAUUCAGGUUUCAUGUGGAAGCUCUAACAAACGGGCCGUUCAAGAAGAUCUUCUCCGAACAACUUCCCAUCGUCCUACUCCUACGAACUUCAAUCAAGAUGGAUUUCACAGGAAAUUUGCACUAGUGGAGGAUGUUAAGCAUGAACUAAAGACAAAUGUAAAUCAUAAUCGGUUGGAUAAUCUUGUCUUAAUCGACGCCCUUCAACGUAUGGGAAUUGAUUAUCAUUUUCAAGAAGAAAUUGAAUCAGUUUUAGAGGAAGAGUACGUUCAAAGUGCUUGUUUUCUCAAGUAUCAAACCCAUUUUGAGGUUUCUCUUUGUUUUCGGCUCUUGAGACAACAAGGUUAUUAUGUGCCAGCAGAUGUAUUUAAAAAAUUCAAGAACAAAUAUGAUGGGACUUUUGGAUUGAACCUGAGCCAAGACAUAAGUGGAUUGAUAGGUCUAUAUGAAGCAGCACAACUUGGUGUAGAAGGUGAACAUAUACUAGAUGAAGUUGCAAAUUUCAGUGGGCAGAAACUGAAUGCAUAUCUUGAACAUAAUGACUGUGUUCAAGCUAGAAUUAUUAAUGACACAUUGAAGUAUCCCUAUCACAAGAGUUUAGCAAGUUACAAGGCAAAAAAUUUCAUCACUAACUUUAGAGGAGUUAAUGGAUGGGGAAGAAGCACCUUACAAGAAUUGGCAAAUAUUGACUUCUCCAUAGCCCGAGAGAUUCAUCAACAUGAAAUGUCUCAAGUUUCCAGGUGGUGGAGAAGUCUUGGUUUAGUUGAAGACUUGAAGCUUUUGAGAGACCAACCAUUAAAAUGGUAUGCUUGGCCAAUGGCACUCUUUGCAGAUCCAAGAAUGUCACUGCAAAGGAUUGAGCUUGCAAAAUGCAUCUCUUUCAUUUAUGUUAUAGAUGACAUCUUCGAUGUUUAUGGGACAGUUGAAGAAUUAACCCUCUUCACAGAAGCCGUUAAUAGGUGGGAAUUGGAUGCCAUGGUGGACUUACCAGAAUACAUGAGAACACCUUAUAGGGCACUUUAUGAUACCAUUAAUGGUAUUGGCUACAACAUCUACAAAAUAUAUGGAUGGAAUCCCACUGAAAACCUGCGUAAAACGUGGGGAAAUCUAUGCAAUGCAUUUCUAAAGGAAGCAAAAUGGUUUGCCGAUGGAGUCAUACCAGCAGCAGAUGAGUACCUAAAAAAUGGGCUUGUUAGUUCAGGAGUGCAUGUGCUCUCAGUUCAUAUGUUCUAUCUCUUAGGUUUUGGUGUAACCAAUAAUGAAAGCUCUAUUAAUUUGGAAGAUACAUCAGCCAUGGCGUCUUCUGGGGCUAUGAUUCUUCGUCUUUGGGAUGAUCUUGGAAGCGCAAAGGAUGAGAAUCAAGAAGGGAAUGAUGGCUCAUACAUAGAAUGUUAUAUGAAGGGACAAAAAAUUGCUUCCUUUGAAUUGGCGAGAAAUCAUGUGUUUAAGCUAAUAGAAGAUGAAUGGAAGCAGCUUAACAAGGAACAUCUGCGUCUGAGUCGAUCUUUAGGAUCAUUCACAAAAGCUUUACUUAAUUUUGCAAGAAUGGUCCCUCUUAUGUACAAUUAUGAUGACAAGCACUCCCUCCCUAUCCUUCAGGAAUACAUCAAGUCUAUGUUGCAUGUGUAGAUAAUUAG
Molecule: messenger RNA, 1733 nt
Organism: Nicotiana tabacum (common tobacco)
Lineage: Eukaryota; Viridiplantae; Streptophyta; Magnoliopsida; Solanales; Solanaceae
Product: (3S,6E)-nerolidol synthase 1
Biological process (GO): terpenoid biosynthetic process
Molecular function (GO): magnesium ion binding; terpene synthase activity
Source: RefSeq, a predicted model, not a curated record